AUGGACUCGGUCGAUGCCUUUGCGGCCGUCAUGGAGGCUCUCUCCGAGCGUAUUCGUGCCCUCAAGGGACUCAUGAUGUUCCGUACCUCAGAGACGAGCGAUGCCGGAGCCUUUCUCAGCAAGCUCGACGGUGCAGUCGGCGAGAUGGAAGGCCAGAUUCAGGACCUAGAGGCGUACAUCGCAGGCGAGGAGGCUGCGCUGAGCGAGCUGGACCAGGUCCGCGCCGAGAUGCGUGCGCAGGCGGCGUCAGUCGACGUUGCGGUGGCUGCCGCCCGCCCGACCCGCCCGCUUCGCGCCACGCGGCCAAAACCCGCCCAGGCCCCGGCUCGCCACAUCGAAAAGGUGUAUGUCGAUCCUCAGCUUGCCGAGAUCGACGAUGGAGCGCAGGCCGAGCGAUAUGCGUCCAACUCGAACGCCCGCGAGUCGCGCGCGCUGCGGUCGUCCCUGCGGUCGUCGAUGGGAGGGAACCGGCCAGCGGCCGGAAAGACGCCGCGGACCGCUCGCCGCAAGAGCUCGAUGGGCGGGUCGCGGCGGCGGUCGUCGGCGGCAGGCCCGGGCUCGCUCCGCUCCUCGCUCCGUUCAUCGAUGGGCUCGUCGGUCCGCCCCUCGUCCAUCUUUGACACCGCCGACGCCACCGGCACGGACCAGGUCUGGAUCGAGCCGCUCGAGGACGAGGAGAUCGACGCCAUCCCGCACUACCUCCGCGGCCGGCUGACCAAGGAGAAGAUCAACGCCGCCGCUGCCGAGCUGUCGGCCUUUAUCCAGUCCAAGUACGAGCUCAUGGCGACGUCGACGAGGGCCAUGUCCAACGCCCAGCUCCACCAGUACAAGGCCUACCGCUCGUAUGAGAUCCACGGCAAGACCGAGGGAGAAAAGUUCUUUGUCGAGGCCGACAUUCGCAACUUUUCCCACAUCAAGGUCGACCGCACCGGCCGCUCCAUCCUUCACAUUCUGCGGACAACUGGUCGCCUCCGCGAGAUCCGCGACACCAACUGUGUCCGCUAUGCGGUCACCAUCUACUGAUGCCCCAGGCUCCCAUAAACUGUAUCAUGACCA
Messenger RNA from Thecamonas trahens ATCC 50062, 1056 nucleotides. RefSeq lists its product as uncharacterized. Gene Ontology annotation, biological process: cell division; mitotic cell cycle; regulation of microtubule polymerization or depolymerization. Gene Ontology annotation, molecular function: microtubule binding. Gene Ontology annotation, cellular component: outer kinetochore; mitotic spindle; spindle microtubule. The record is from RefSeq and is a predicted model, not a curated record. NCBI's taxonomy places the organism in Eukaryota, Apusomonadida, Apusomonadidae. The transcript is spliced from 2 exons. The coding region runs from base 1 to 1023 and encodes 340 amino acids.